CCACCCCCUGAGGCUGCUGCUUAUUUAUUUAAGCCUCCCCCGUCGCAUUCUCUCCCCUUUUUUUCUCGCUCAGCCCCCCCCGGUCGGUGGCCCCUCCGCGCCGCGCGGGGGAGGUCUCGUCGCCGGUGCCGUCCCCUCCGUGAGGCGCCGCGUCCGGCCCUGCCGCCUCGCACGCCGCCGUCCCCGCUCGCCGCGCCGCCGGGUCUCGUGCGAGUUACGUGGGGAACCCCGAAAGCAAUCAGGAUUUUUCUUUGAGGAAAUGGAUAUGUCUUCUCAGAAAUACCCAGUCAAAAAACGAGUGAAAAUCCAUCCCAACACAGUAACAGUGAAAUAUACCUCCCAUUACCCUCAACCAGGAGAAGAGGGAGAUGAGGAUGGUAAUGAAGAUACUGGAGUAUUUAUGGAGGAGAAUCCUAAGAAAAGAUUACUGAAUGAUGGCAAAAGGAGAGAAAGGACUUUUUUUGGUACAAUAGACACCCAGCUUCAGCCACCACAAUUGCCAAAAUGCGAUGACACUGGGCAAUUCCAAAAUUUUCCUGAAGGAAGUAUCCUGCAGUCGAGAAAAACUUGGGUAGUCCUUUUUGGAUCUGCUGUGGCUCAUGGAUGUGUGGCUCUAAUAACAAGACUGAUUUCUGAUCGUUCCAAAGUGCCAUCCCUAGAGUUAAUUUUCAUCCGCUCAGUCUUACAGGUGCUGUCUGUUACAGUUGUGUGUUAUCACCAUGAGCCUCCCUUUGGCCCCAAAGGGUUUAGACUGCGGCUCUUCUUCUAUGGUGUCUGCAACGUUAUCUCCAUUACCUGUGCCUACACUGCCUUCUCUAUAGUUCCCCCCAGUAAUGGGACCAUCAUGUGGAGGGCUACCACUACAGUGUUCAGUGCCAUUUUGGCUUUUUUACUAUUAGAUGAAGGAAUGGCUUACAUAGACAUAAUUACUGUAGUUGGCAGUGUGUUUGGUGUUUGCCUGGUGAUGAUCCCCAACAUUGUGAGCGAGGAAGACUCUUUGUUGAGCACCUGGAAGGAAGCUUUUGGCUAUACCAUGACUGUGAUGGCAGGUUUGACCACUGCUCUCUCCAUGAUAGUCUACAGGUCGAUCAAAGAUAACAUCAGCAUGUGGACAGCCCUGUUCACCUUUAGUUGGACGGGAACAGUGUGGGGAGCAUCUACCAUGUUUUUCCUUCAAGAGCCAAUCGUUCCGCUGGAUGGAGAAACCUGGAGCUAUCUCCUUGCCAUCUGCCUAUGCUCCACAGCAGCCUUCCUGGGGGUCUACUAUGCCCUCAGCAAGUUCCACCCUGCUCUGGUCAGCACCGUACAGCACUUGGAGAUAGUCAUCGCCAUGGUCCUGCAGCUCAUCGUGCUGCGAAUCUUUCCAAGUGCUUAUGAUCUUGCUGGUGGAGCAGUUAUUUUAGUUAGCGUAUUUUUCUUAGCAUGUUACAAGUUGUCCUGGAAGAAUUUAGGAAGACAAGAUUAUCAAGAGAUUCUGGAUUCUUCCAUUAAAUGAUUUCCAGUUUUGCUAUCCAAUCAUUGUAUGUGGCUGUGUGAGAGUAACGUUGCAACUCUGUCUCUUCUAGAGUAGUCGUCGGGUUCUGUCUCUACUGUUUAAAAAUUCACAGCUGAUGUAGCAAUGUUGGUAUUUCCAGAUGAAUUUGUUCUAGUGUGUAAAACCCCUGACAUUUUUUGACGUGUAAGAAAAGUAUAUGUCUCCAGCAUGUAGGGUAUGGGAACAGAAGCAUAGGCUGGCCUACAGAAGUGCAGGCCAGGUCAUAGGCACCUUCCCUGGAUAAGACAAUACAGAGACAGAGCGAUUCACUAGUGACUCUCAUUCCCGUGUACUGUGAUAACAGAAAAAUGAACAGUAAAACAUUAAAACAGUGAACCAGAGUGCUUGAAUCCCAUGUAACACUUCCUCUGUAUUGACUGUAAUAUUUUAAAUGAAGCAAUGCUAAUAUUUCUGUGAUUUUAACUUGCCUUUCCUGUAUGUACACAAAGAAGAGAAUAAAUCAGUAAAGCUUU
Molecule: messenger RNA, 2007 nt
Organism: Rhea pennata
Lineage: Eukaryota; Metazoa; Chordata; Aves; Rheiformes; Rheidae
Gene: SLC35G2
Product: solute carrier family 35 member G2
Exons: 2
Coding region: 260-1495 (411 amino acids)
Cellular component (GO): plasma membrane
Source: RefSeq, a predicted model, not a curated record